AUGUUCCGAUUAUCGACGAAAAGAAAGCUUCUCCAGAAGAAAAUUUGGACUAACUUCCGAAACCCAAGAGUACAACAACUCUUCGAUAACACACAUAACACCAACAACUAUAGUAAUCAACAAGCACAAAACACGCCAAGAUAUCCAACUAACACCGAAUACUCUAAACAACCUGAACAUUCGGCAUACAGAGAAAACUCUCAAGAUGACCGUAAUGCGCAGAAUCCAGAAACCAAUCUGGAACGUUCGAGAAGUCAUGACAAUGAGUCCGUCUCAAAUCAACAACGGUUUCUUCAAAAUUAUCCACGCUUCACUAGUGAGUCCAACCACCAAUUAGAAUCGAAGGUGAACAGCAACAUCGACCAAACUACAUGCGAACUCUGCCAAGGCAGACAUCCUCUCUCCGCUUGCACAGUGAAUAAGGGUGUACUCAUGAGAUACUGUGCCACGACAGGGAGAUGUAUGGAAUGUACGUCCCUCCUAUACGCAAUCCACAACUGUCCUCUACGUCUGAUGAAAAAGGUAGACGCCGAAUGA
Messenger RNA from Caenorhabditis remanei, 537 nucleotides. RefSeq lists its product as uncharacterized. The coding region runs from base 1 to 537 and encodes 178 amino acids. Lineage: Eukaryota; Metazoa; Nematoda; Chromadorea; Rhabditida; Rhabditidae. The record is from RefSeq and is a predicted model, not a curated record. The transcript is spliced from 2 exons.